Molecule: messenger RNA, 972 nt
Organism: Diaporthe batatas
Lineage: Eukaryota; Fungi; Ascomycota; Sordariomycetes; Diaporthales; Diaporthaceae
Product: RNA methyltransferase
Exons: 3
Coding region: 1-972 (323 amino acids)
Biological process (GO): 7-methylguanosine cap hypermethylation; 7-methylguanosine RNA capping
Cellular component (GO): nucleus
Molecular function (GO): RNA cap trimethylguanosine synthase activity
Source: RefSeq, a predicted model, not a curated record
AUGAAGAAGCCAGCGGCAGCUCCAAGCCUCUCAACAAGGCGGCCUGGCAGACAACACAAGCAAGAUGAGAGUCUCAUCAACAACAUAUAUCUCCACGGCAUACAUGGAGCGCCAACAGGUGUCAUGAGGCCAGCGGACAAGAUACCUCUGACAGAAGAGUGCAAGCAUUACUCCUCAUAUGAUGAGAUGCCAGAGAAACUACAAAAAUACUGGCACCAGCGCAACACACUAUGGCAGUACGACAACUACGACAUACGAAUGACAGACGACGCCUGGUUCGGCGUCACCCCAGAGCCCAUAGCGGUUGAGAUUGCAACCGAGAUGGCAGCCAAGCACGCCCGGCGCGAGCACAAGCCCAGCGUUCUGGUCGACCUCUUCGCCGGCGCGGGCGGCAACACGAUCCAGUUCGCGCUGUCGGGCGAGUGGGACCGCGUCAUCGCCGUCGAGCGCCACGCCGCCACACUCGCCUGCGCCCAGCACAACGCCGAGGUCUACGAGGUCGCCGAGUACGUCACCUUUGUGCACGCGGACUGCUUCGACUUCCUCAACCGCCUGCUCAACCGGCCCGACACCCUGGACGACGCGCUGAACGUGCACCUGGGCCUGGGUGGUGGCGAUGGCCGUGGUGGUGGUGGUGGCCGCGGAGGGUCGGCAGCCGCGACGCUCGCCCGCGGGGUCGAGGUCUUCGCGAGCCCGCCCUGGGGUGGCGUGGGCUACCAGCAGGCUGACGUCUUCGACCUGGAGGCGAUGGAGCCCUACUCCCUGGCGCACAUCAGCUCUUCGUGCCGCCCCAUGGCACACGCGCUGUUCCUGCCCCGGAACGGGGACCUCCGGCAGCUUGCGAGCCUGGUCCCGGACGAUGCGGCGGAGAGGCUAGACGUGGUCCAGUAUUGUGUCAAGGGCGCGGCCAAGGGCCUGGUCGCUUACUUUCCGCCUGGAAACGAGGGCCAUGUCCUCGAAAGAGCGGGUUGA